UUUAUUUUACAGAACAAUCUGGGGUACGAGUACAUUAUUGAAAAAGUAUAUAUUUAAAAAGUUGACACUGCGUAUAUGUAUAUUCUAUAAAUGAUUUGUUCAGUUCCCUGGGGAAAAUAACAGCAGCAGCAGCCCCUCUCUCUCUCUCUUAUCGCUUUAUGGAACUUCCAAUUUUUUUCUGAUACCAAGAAUUUACAUCUGUAACUCGUUGUUCUCUGGAACGAAAAAUAUAUUUGAAAAAUAAGGUAAAGGAAGAUAGGAUUAAAACAGGUCGUGGACGCAACCAUGUUUCUCAUAGUUCACUGUUAGUUGGACAAUUGUUAAACUGAGGGAGUUGAACCAACGUAGUAGUCGUCUUCGUUGUCCUCAGUGCGUAGAUUCGCGAGAGUCGGUUUAAAUUAGCGAGUCUAGACGCUUCGGAAAUACCACGUGCACCACGUCACUCCCCAUAACAACGCGUCGUCUUUUCAAUUCUAACGUGUUCGAUGCUGCUUCUCCCUCUUGAUCUGUUGUUUGUGCUCCUUGCACAAAAUGAAAGUUCUAGUACCUUAUGAAAGAAAGAAACACCGUGUGUUGUUUGCCUCCGGCAAAAUUCUAUCUCGAGCUCCAAGUAUUUAGAAUCGAUUGCAGAAAAAAAGCAAUCGAACGCGACUAUCGAUCGUUGUUUUCUACGAUAGUAUCCUUCGUUCGUUAUAACUCUGAUUAAUUCAGAUGUUUUUCAGGGGGAAUUCAUUUGUUUUCUUUUUUAUGUGUGCUUUUUAGCUAGAGGAGAAUCAUAAAAAUUCAAUAAAGGCAAGAAGGAUGUUUCCUUUCGAUCUCAGUGUACUUUUAAUCUAAUUGAGAAAUUUCGAAUAAUUUAGAUAAAGUUAAGAAAUUUAGUUAGGAUGUUAUUUUACCAAAGUGAAAAUGUGUGAAUAUCGAAAGAAAUGAAUGCACCCUUGCGGGUAAGGGGAGAGGAUAAAAGUUACGACGAAUAGAGUUGUCUUCCCCACCAUUUAAACACGGGCCGACGGAGCAUCGGCCCGUGGUCGUUAACGUGGACAAGUGGCGCCUCGUGGCGCUGCGAUCGCAAGCUCGCCCUCAGUGUUCUCGAGUCUUGCUCGGUGUGUGUUUCGUGGUAUGCUCGUGUCCUUGUCGUCGUCUUUUUCUCCUCCUCCUCCUCUUUCUCCUCCUCCUCCUUUUCCUCCUCUUCCUCUUCCUCCUUCUCCUCCUCAUCUUAAUCAUCUUUAUCAUCAUCGUAAUAAUCGUAAUCAUAAUAAUAAUAAUAAUAAUCAUCAUCAUCGUCAUCAUCAUCAUUUUCUUCCUACUCCUCCAUCGGUGACUCCUUACUUCUCGCAUCCCAUCUCUCUGUCUCGCUUACUCUAUCUGUCCAUCCAUCUGUACGUCUCCCACCUUGCCCGUUUCUUCUCUUCCAUGCUCGCUUACGCCACCGUCGUGGUCGUGGUCGUGGUUGUCUUUCUACUCUCAGCACUACUACAACGUUUGUUUGUACGCCACGUCCCGUGCGCUUGCAAUUAAUUCCGUCGGGGAUCCGUCCAGGCAACGCGAGACGUCAGAACUUGUCCGGUGUGCAUCAUCAUCGACGAGAGGAAACGAAUCAUCCUCUUUUUCGGAUUUGCAACAAGUACGUUACAAAAACGUACUUUCCGCAAACAGGAAUAAAGAAAGAAAAUAAUGGAUGAUGGACUCUCUCUUCUUUGUGCCUCUCGUGCGUGUUUGUGUCAUGAUGUUAUAUGUGCCAAAAAUGUAGUGUCUGUUGCUGCUGUUUUGUGAAGUAGCAAAAAAGUGUGUUUGGGUGGGUGCGUGCGUGCGUGAGUGAGUUCGUUCAUUGGACUCUUGCUUCGUCCGUCGUCGGCAUUGUCGUCGUCGUCGUUGUCGUCGUCGCGGUCUUUGUAAUAAAUAGUAUUUGUAUAGUAAUAGUAAUAGUAGUCGCGGCUUCGCCCAAAAAACAAAUCGACCAUGAAAUUCUGCCCUCCAUCUCUGUGCCUGCUACAUUUUUCCUCGAUAUAAACAAAAUCCGUCGAUUUUUUAUUAUUAUUACUAUGACUGCUACUAUUUAUUAAUACUGCAACUACUUCUACCACCUAUCACAAAGAAAAAGUUUGACUCGGCGUAGCGCGUGUUUAACGUCGUGUUACGUCCUCGUAAUAUCGUAUAAUCGUGGAGAGGGGCUAGGAGAGGAGAGGAGAGGACAAAAGGCGUGGGAGCAAAGGUUCUUUGCGUCUCUCUUCGAGCAUUGUAAUAUACGAAUAAAAGAUAAUCUUUGUGUUGUUGUGUUGUGUAGUGUUGUGCACAAUGCAAACUAUUAUUCAUACAACGAUGAGGAUGACGAUGACGAUAAUGAUGAUGAUAACGACUGAAACGGCGACACCUUGGCCGGCCGGCGUUAGUGGUGUCGAUUAAGAAAAUUUUUCUCUUUCCUACUACGUAGAAAAACGUGAAACGUGUAGUAUUUGGAGAAUAGUGUUAGGGAAAGUGUAAGAAAGAUCGUCGAUAAAACAACUUCAUCAAACAGAGAACAAAACGAAGAAAUAAUCAGCUUUUUUAUCCCAUUAGUUAAAUUUGUCUAAAAUUUGUAAGGACACUGUAUAGGGGGAAAAAUAGUAAUAAAGGUAAAAACGACGACUACGACAACAACAACGACAGGAAAAAAGCUGAUUUUCGAGCAACUUCCGUCGCGGAAGUUGGUGAAGUUUUCAGUGAAAGACAAAAGGGAAAGAGAAGGAGGACCCGGGAAAAGGGAUAUCGAAAGGGAAGGAAUAAAUAAUUGUAGUAGCGGCAAGAAGAAGAAGGAGGUGGUGGAGGAGGGUGAGGAGGAGGAGGAGGAGGAGGAUUUUUCGUUUGAUAGUUUGAAUAAUCGAGCCGUGGAGUCGCAAGACAGCAAGAGAAAGGCGCGACGCGAGCCGACCACUCGAGCAGCCGUGCGUCAGGAUGUUCCCUGUGCUAUCGAAAAGGGCCAUCCGGUAGCUCCGUUGCCGGCUCUCGUCGCGAUCCUCAGACCCUGGAGGAGAAAGAAUCGCCGAGGACAACGUUCGAAGGAACGAUUGGGAAGGGAAAUGUCGGUCAGGGUUAGCGGAGUUUAUUUGGUGCCAACUUCGGCUACUAAUGCUAACAACGAGUCCAAUAACGAGAGGAGUAACAAUAAUCUUGUUCCUUCUCACGAAAGUAAUUUUCAACAAGCUCAACAGCAUCAGCAGCACCAGCAACAGCAUCAUCAUCAUCAUCAUGAUCAUCAACAGUUGCAGCAACAACGGCAUCAACAACAGCAACAGCAUAGACAGCAGCAACAACAACAACAGUAUCACCCUACCAAGACCGUAACCAUCGCCCCUACACCUCAACGGAGCAAUAGCCUAGAUUAUUUAAACUUCGAAGAGAAACGACAAAUCAUCGCGUCUUCCUUAUCCCUAAGCGAUUUUCUGGCUCACGGGCCUGCUGCUGCAGCAGCGGCCGCGGCCAAGGAGGUUGCUGCGAAUACCGUCAUUGCUAAGAAACAAAAUGGCACUGCCCUUCGAACGAACAGCCUGGGAUCGGGUGCGAGAACGCCUCCCCUCGAAAGGAAAAGCAAAUUCUCGGCCCUCGGUAGACUUUUUAAACCUUGGAAAUGGAAGCGGAAAAAGAAAUCGGACAAAUUCGAGGCCGCUUCUUUGUCCCUCGAAAGAAAAAUCUCCGUACGGGCUAGUAGAGACGAAUUGGUGCAAAAAGGAAUCUUAUUACCAGUUAUAAGAUCUACGUCGUUUCCGGAAAAUGAAACGAUAGGUGACUUGACGGAUACGCAAAAACCGCCUAGUCCUCAAUUAACGCCUCAACAACAACAGCAAUCGCAACAACAAUCGCAACAGCAACAACAACAGCAACAGCAGCAAUCGCAACAGCAAUCGCAACAACAGCAGCAGCAUCAGUCGCAACAAACGCAAUCGCAACAACAACAGCAACAACAGCAGUUGCAGCAACAACAACAACAACAACUGCAGCAACAGCAGCAGCAGCAAGUACAAUCCGUAAACAUAAGUAACGGAGCUGGAAACACUUCUGUGCCAACGUCAACGUCAACCGUUAGCUUACAACAAUCACAACAAGUAGCAUCGAGUACACCGACCCCAACGACUGCCAAUUCACAUUCUAGUGGGUCGUCCAAUAAUUCGUCUCCUCAUCCUCCACCUCAUUAUCCAGGAAUACCUUCAUCACAGGGAGGACAGACGAACGGAAAUACUCAAGAGCCGAAGAAGGAAAAGACUGAACAGAGUGCAAAUGGCGCAGUUUCGGCAAGUGCCGAGACUCAGGUCAAUCAGAGCACGACUACGGGCGUUGGGGUGCCGAUUUCAGGCACGACCACGAAUACAGGGGGGGAUCAACAAAAGCCGAAUAGGCCGAACACCCUUGAUGCCAGGGUUGUAGCCAGGAGGCUGAUCUUGUUCGACAUGGAAAAGGGUGUUCUCGAUCAAAGCGCCGAAAAUCAACAGCAGGUAAUAGAAAGGUGCUAUCCUUUACCACCUCAAAAUACUUUGAUGUUGUCGGAGCUUCCGGAACCUCCAAUUCCUUUGAGCGAAAUAGGACCGAUUCCACCACCGCCGAUGUUCAGCUCGCCGAGUCCCACGAUGGUUACGAGGCAGCGGCAACAGCAAAUCCCGUUAUCGGAUUGCGAAGACGAAGUGUACGUGUCCUUCGUAGAUGACGAAGACAUCGACGUGGAGGAGGAGGACGAUAAUCUUUACGUCUUUAGGGUGUCUCAACCAGAUCCGGCUAUCGAUACAUCUAGGAUCGAAGAAAUACCAGCUAAAGAGCCUAAAUUCCAUGCGAUGCCAUUGAAAAGUGCACUGAAGAAAAAGGGAUCCGGCAGUGGUCCUGGAACGCCGCAAAAUACGCCAACGCAGGAGAACAGGCCAUUGACUCUUCGUCAAGAACUCCAUGCUUCGUUCAAAAGGCCACCGUUGAGGCCAAGGAUGAGAAUAUGCAGUCGACCAGUCAGAUUUGGACUAGCUCUACCAUGCACCUUGGAAAAUAAGGAAAAUGCAAGGCCUUACGUGAUUCGAGAAGACGUCGAUGGUGAUGGCAGCGAUGGACAGGUCCUUUACAGGGAGGAUUACGAUGAUGAGAAAACUCGACUGGCAGCUAAGAUUGCACGCAAAGAAUCACUUUCGUUGAAAUUAGCCCUCAGACCUGAUAGACAGGAACUUAUCAACAGAAAUAUUCUUCAAUUGCAAACGGACAAUGAGAGGCAGGAAACGAAGGAGGCUAUUGGUGCUCGGCUUAUCAGGCGGCUGAGUAUGCGUCCUACCCAAGAGGAAUUGGAAGAACGAAACAUUUUAAAAAAACAAAGUCCUGCCGAGGAGAAGAAGCAGAAAGAAGAGAAAAAACGUUAUCUUUUAAGAAAGCUAAGCUUUCGACCAACCGUUGAAGAACUUAAGGAAAAGAAGAUCAUUAGAUUCAACGAUUACAUCGAGGUUACACAAGCUCACGAUUACGAUAGAAGAGCCGAUAAACCAUGGACACGAUUGACUCCUAAGGAUAAAGCAGCUAUUCGGAAAGAAUUAAAUGAAUUUAAGAGUUCCGAAAUGGCCGUUCACGAAGACAGUCGACAUCUUACCAGGUUUCAUAGGCCAUGACAAUUGCAAUGUGUAAAGGUGCUACAGUGUGGUGCAGGUGUAAUUGGUGAAAGUGCAGUGUGGUUGGCUCGUGUUGAAGCUGGAUAAAUCUGGUUUUGCGUCUACCGUAAUGAAAUAACGGGGAGUACACGAUAUUCGAUUAGUGGGUCGAAGAAAAAGGAAGGAAAAUACUUUGACGUUGCAAAUCGUGAUUUUGGUUAAUCGGUCAUUUGCGCAUAGUUUAUCUAUUAUCCGUAAUCAUCAUCAUCGUCAUUGUCAUCGUCGUCGUCGUCGUUGCCAUCGUUAUUAUCAUGAUUUUCAUAUAUAAAUCGACGUUGUUCUCAUCGUCAUCCGGUGAUUCAUGACCAGCAACGUCAACUAUACUACUUGUUUCAGCGUUCUAGCAACGCCAAUGAAGAUUGUGAUAGGGUGAUUUGCCUAGUUUUAAAGAAAAAUAAUUCAUGGUAGAUUACUCGUCGAAAUAUUACAUGCUUUCCGAAGGGAACGUUCGCAUCUACGCUCACAGUUAUAUCAUUUUUUCAGAUUUUUCUUUUUUUUUCUUUUCUUUUCUUUUCUUUUCUUUUCUUUUAUUUUAUU
Messenger RNA from Polistes canadensis, 6182 nucleotides. Its product is annotated as phosphatase and actin regulator 1. The record is from RefSeq and is a predicted model, not a curated record. The transcript has 15 exons. Gene Ontology annotation, biological process: actin cytoskeleton organization. Gene Ontology annotation, molecular function: actin binding. Bases 3057 to 5606 code for a protein of 849 amino acids. NCBI's taxonomy places the organism in Eukaryota, Metazoa, Arthropoda, Insecta, Hymenoptera, Vespidae.